CCUGGUCUCCUCUUCCUCCUUGGGCUUUUAGGUGAGCUGCAUGAUUGGGCGGUAGGUUGGAGGGGUAGGCUUUUGGAAAUCACAUGGUUUAUAUUUCCAGCUCUGUGAGACGCCAUUUUGGAGGAAAGUUUGGAAUUUGUAGACCUUGGGAAGAAGAAGAAGCAGAAGAAGUAGAAGGAAGGAGGAAAAAAAGAGGAAGAAGCAGAAGAAGGAAAGAGAGGAGGGAUUACACAGAGAGAAGUUUGACACGAAUGCAUAACGCUCGGCUCUACUGGGAAUAACACAGGAGGCAAAAAAAGUGUGCGGACCAGUGCGGGAUAGGUUUGGCACGGCUGGAGUUGAGGUGUGCCACCAGGCUGGAUUUUGCGCUUUAACUUGGGUAGUUUUUUAUUUUAUUAAUUUUUUUUUUUUUUUUUUUUUGGAAAAGCCGUCAAGCCUCACAGUAAUUUCCUCCAGUCCGGUUGCAGCAUAUCAGCCCAUGCAUGCACCGAGUGGCGCUCGUCCUGCACGGAUUCUGCACGGAAACGGCGGUUUUUGCAUGGAUUUUUUAGCGCACAUCGGCUCGUAGUCGCGGAUCCUUUCCCACUCCUCUCCAGCCGAGCGUCGCGGUGUGGCGGAGCCGCUGCCGCCGCUGUGUGCCUGCGCGCUGCCCGGGGCAGGGAGCGUCUGUAGCGGGGAACUCCGGCACGGCGAGUCGGUUGUUUUAACGUCCACCGGAGCCGCGGCUGGCUUUGUUGUGUUUUUUAGUUUUUACUGGGACUUCUCUCGCUUUCUUUCCAGGGGCAGUUUGUCGGAUUAUUUCCAUCGGACGUCUCUUUUUCCCCUCUUUCUCUGUAGUUUGGAGUGUUUUCUGCCGGAGGGGAACUCUGUGAUAUCCGUCGUGGGAUUUUCUCCAGCCUGACUUGGACAGCGGCAGCAACACAGGGGGCGAAAGUGGGGAUUUUACCGGCUGUAUAAACAGUAAAAUAACCCUGUGUGGAGGUGUAUGUGGCUAGUGAGCUAGCUCCGAGCCGAGCCGAGCCGAGCCAGUCCCAGCCAUGCCAGUGAGAAAGAAAGACGCACAGCGAGCCCUGCUGCUGCUGGAGGAGUAUCGGAUGAAGCUGAACCACACAGAGGACCGGCAGCUCCGCCACUCCAUCCAGAGGGUCAUCGACAUCUUCCAGAGCAACCUGUUCCAGGCUCUCAUAGAUAUCCAGGAAUUUUAUGAAGUGACCUUAUUGGACAGUCACAAAUGGGCGGAGUCUUCCAAGGGGGCGGAUCCCACGCCGCCCGUGAACCUGUGGGAUUUCUCCAGCCUCCAAAGCACAACGGUGACCUCGGACACUCUGCCCAGCCUUAGCACCAGCAUCGAGAAGUACAGGCACCACGAUGAGGACUCGUCCCCGCAGGAGCAGAGCUCGCCCCAGCUGACGGAGGAGGCGGGCGGACCCGAGCUGGUCCAGGUGGCAGAGAAGAACCUGUCCCAGAUCGAGAACGUGCACGGAUACGUGACGCACGCGCACAUCUCGCCCAUGAAGGUAGCGUCUCUGGAGUGCAUCUUUGACGGUCCGUCAGCGUUAGGACAGCAUCACCUGGAGCUCCCUCCCCCCUCGCCCUCCACCCUUUAUUCAAGGUCAGCUCACCUGAUGCAGGCAGAGGCCGCCCCGCCUUCCUCUCCCAUAAUCCCCGUGAUCCCAAUCUCGCCCAUCCCAGCCGAGACCGCCAUCAUCCCUCCAACGUCACAGGCCAACCCUCCGCCUGUGGUGGUGAACACGGACAGCCUGGACACGCCUCCAUACGUGAACGGGACCGAAGCUGAUUAUGAGUAUGAGGAGAUCACGCUGGAGAGGGGAAACUCGGGGCUGGGCUUCAGCAUCGCCGGCGGGACCGACAACCCGCACAUCGGCGAAGACCCCAGCAUCUUCAUCACCAAAGUCAUACCGGGAGGGGCCGCCGCCCAGGACGGACGGCUGAGGGUGAACGACGUGAUCCUGCGGGUGAACGAGGUGGACGUCCGGGACGUGACGCACAGCCGAGCCGUGGAGGCGCUGAAGGAGGCGGGGUCUCUGGUCCGACUGUACGUGCGCAGGAGGAAACCCGUCUCCGAGAAGCUGAUGGAGAUCAAACUGGUGAAGGGACCCAAAGGUCUUGGUUUCAGUAUAGCGGGCGGAGUGGGGAACCAGCACAUCCCGGGGGACAACAGCAUCUAUGUCACCAAAAUCAUCGAAGGAGGAGCGGCCCACAAAGACGGCAGGCUGCAGAUCGGAGACAAACUGCUGGCUGUGAACAGCGCUUGCCUGGAGGAGGUGAGCCACGAACACGCCGUCACUGCCUUGAAAAACACCCCCGACGUGGUCUACUUGAAAGUGGCUAAACCCAACAGUGUCUUCAUGAACGACAGCUUCGCCCCGCCCGACCUCACCAACUCCUACUCCCAGCACAUGGAGAACCAUAUCAGCCCCCCCAACUACAUGGGACAGCCCCUCCCUCCGGCGCCGUCGGGACGCUACUCCCCGACCCCCAAGGGCAUGCUGGGAGACGACGAUGUCACCAGGGAGCCCAGGAAGGUGGUGCUGCACAGAGGAGCCACCGGCCUCGGCUUCAACAUCGUGGGCGGCGAGGACGGCGAGGGAAUCUUCAUCUCCUUCAUCCUCGCCGGAGGACCUGCAGACCUGUGUGGAGAGCUGAGGAAAGGAGACAGGCUGGUGUCUGUGAACGGGGUCGACCUCCGCAACGCCACUCACGAACAGGCCGCCGCCGCCCUGAAGAACGCCGGGCAGACCGUCACCAUCGUAGCCCACUACAGGCCAGAGGAGUACAGCCGGUUUGAGGCCAAGAUCCACGACCUGAGGGAGCAGAUGAUGAACAGCAGCAUCAGCUCCGGAUCCGGAUCCCUGAGGACCAGCCAGAAGAGAUCGCUAUACGUCAGAGCUCUGUUUGACUACGAUAAGACCCGGGACUCCGGGCUGCCCAGCCAGGGCCUCAACUUCAAGUUCGGAGACAUCCUGCACGUCGUCAACGCCUCCGACGACGAGUGGUGGCAGGCCAGGCAGCUGACGGCCCAGGGGGAGGUGGAGGAGGUCGGGGUGAUCCCCAGCAAGAGACGGGUGGAGAAGAAGGAGAGAGCGAGAUUAAAGACGGUCAAGUUCAACGCCAAGUCUCGAGACAGAGCGUCUCUCAAUGACAAGCGUAAAAAGAACCUCUUUUCCCGAAAGUUUCCUUUCUACAAGAGCAAGGAGGCGAGCGAGCAGGAGACCAGCGAUGUCGACCAACAUGUGACCUCUAACGCCAGCGAUAGUGAAAGUAGCUACCGUGGACAGGAGGAGUACGUUCUGUCGUAUGAGCCCGUCACCCAGCAGGAAGUGAACUACACCCGUCCCGUCAUCAUCCUCGGCCCCAUGAAGGAUCGCAUCAACGACGACCUGAUCUCCGAAUUCCCCGACAAGUUUGGCUCCUGCGUCCCGCAUACGACCCGGCCCAAGCGGGACUACGAGGUGGACGCCAGAGAUUAUCACUUCGUGGUGUCCCGGGAGCAGAUGGAGAAGGACAUCCAGGACCACAAGUUCAUCGAGGCGGGGCAGUACAACAACCACCUGUACGGGACCAGCGUGCAGUCGGUCCGCGAGGUGGCCGAGAAGGGUAAACACUGUAUCCUGGAUGUUUCGGGGAACGCGAUAAAGAGACUGCAGCUCGCUCAGCUUCACCCCAUCGCCAUCUUCAUCAAGCCCAAGUCUGUGGAGAACAUCAUGGAGAUGAACAAGAGGCUGACGGAGGAGCAGGGCAGGAAAACCUUCGACAGAGCCACCAAGCUGGAGCAGGAGUUCACCGAGCAUUUCACAGCCAUCGUGCAGGGCGACACGCUGGAGGAGAUCUACGAGCAGGUGAAGCAGAUCAUCGAGGAGCAGUCGGGUCCCUUCAUCUGGGUCCAGUCCAAGGAGAAGUUAUGAAGACUCACACACACUUUCUACUCUUCCUCCUCCUCCUCCAUCGCUCCUCUCCUCUAUUUAUAUUUUACUUUGUUUUUUAAAAGAAAAGCCGACACGCGCGCACAUAAACACACACAUAAACACACACACACACACACACACACACUCCCGCCUCCUCCCUCUCUUCCUCCGCCAGGCUUCUCGUUUUAAACUCUGAAGGCUUUUUAUCUUCGGCCCGCAGAAGACCGGGGGGGCGUUCGGUUUCCUGUCUCCUGUCGGCGAGGUUUUUAACGGCGACGCGCGGCGCCGGACCAGCAGAGUAAAGCACACGGGCUGUAUGUUGAAUUAAAAUGAAUUAUUAAAAAAAACAAAAUAAAAACAAGACGGUACGGUUCCUUAACGUUUAAGGGAGGAGACGUUCAGAGGUGGAGGAGAAGAAGAAGAAGAAGAAGACCACGUGUCCAUGUAAGUGGCGAGCGAGAGAAGAGAAGUACGUCCUAUGUAAAGAGAUUUUACUUUCUUUUUUUUUUUUGUUUGUUUGUUUGUUUGUUUGUUUGUUUUCGGGUUUCUUAUGUUCAGUUUUUUAUUAGUGAAGAGUCGACGGGCGGAUGGAGGUUUAGUCUCAGGCAUCGUCGGGCGGUCCAGAGGAAGGCGGAGACACAAAGCAAAACUUUGCACGUUCUAGCUUUAACAGCAUGUCUCUUAAUACCCGUUUGUUUCUGUUUCUGUCUCCCCCCGCUCCUCCCAUCCCCCGGCCCCCCCCCUCCCCCAGCUCCUCCUCUUUUUAUUUUCAUUUUUAACACCUGACUCGUAUUUUUGCUUUGUUUGUUUGUUUGUUUGUUUGCUCCUCACUGCUGGUAGAGAAGCCAUCGCUGUUUCUCAGGACGCUACGCAAGCUUUUUUUUUUUUUUCCUUUCUUUCCAACUCGGCCGCUAGAGGGCGCCGUCGGUUUUUUUAUUCUGAUAAUCUGAGUUUUUAAACAGGAAAUGGCCUCUCGUCUGGCUUCCUGUUCGGUACGGCGAGGGUCGGGUUGUCGGUGCGACUGAAGGAGGCGCCCAAACGCUUUUCCUCUCGUCUUUUUUUGGCGAAGCGAGGGAAGGAUGAUUUCACAUUUUAAGACGCGACUGAAAGCGGCUCGCAGCCUCGGACGACCCGCGGGGCGUCACGAAUACAAACUGGUCAAAAGGUCAGAGGUCGCGGCGUCCACAUGCAUUUUCUGACUUUAUGAAACUGAAGGUCCUGAUUUUCACCGCUUUGACUUGAUCGAAUUAAAGGUGCAGUACGCAAAACUGACAGGGGGUCGAUUUAAACGGGGACUCAACUACCAAAAAAAAAAAAAAAAAAAAAAGCAUGUAAGUCAUCAGCGAGUGUGAACCGCGUGGACUCAACCAUCAGAUUCUGUGCAUAUUCUGCGUUUUUUUUUUUUUGUUUUUUUUUCGUAAGUUGAAUCAAAACGUCUCCACAUGUAACCGACCCUCCGCAGCUUCACAAAGUGCACCUACGUUGUUUUUAUGUGUUUUUUUUUUUUAUGGGCGUGUUUUUGGCGCCCCCUAGCAGGCGAGUUGGAAACGCCGGCGGACGACUGGACGGUUUCAAAGCGUUUUUUCAGUGUCUUACCACCAAGCGACUUUUUUUUUUUA
Messenger RNA from Myripristis murdjan (pinecone soldierfish), 5545 nucleotides. It is a transcript of the gene dlg1b, whose product is annotated as discs large MAGUK scaffold protein 1b. Gene Ontology annotation, biological process: cell-cell adhesion; regulation of postsynaptic membrane neurotransmitter receptor levels; receptor localization to synapse. Gene Ontology annotation, molecular function: protein kinase binding; ionotropic glutamate receptor binding. NCBI's taxonomy places the organism in Eukaryota, Metazoa, Chordata, Actinopteri, Holocentriformes, Holocentridae. Gene Ontology annotation, cellular component: postsynaptic density membrane; neuron projection; basolateral plasma membrane. The record is from RefSeq and is a predicted model, not a curated record. The transcript is spliced from 28 exons. Bases 1038 to 3926 code for a protein of 962 amino acids.